AUGCAGUUUCAAGACCGCGAGCACGUCGAGCACACGCUCCUGGUCUCGCUCGUGCAGCGCCUCGACGUCGCGGAUGCCGCCACGCGCCACGCACGCGUCGCCGAGCUCUACGCGGCCGUGACGUCGCUCCACCGGCAGCUGUCGGCCGAGCGGUUCGCCAAAGCGCUGGGCCAAGUGACGCCGCAGCUCUACAACUUGCUGCAGAAAGGCGCGUCUGAGAGUGCGCAUUUGGGCGCACUGCUGGCGAUCGAGCGCCUGCUCGACGUCUCGAACGAAGACCAGUUCAUCCGCUUUGUCAACUACCUGCGCUACUUUGUCCAGCAGCCCCAGACGAGCAGCACAGCGCUUUUGGCCGCCGCGUCGGCCAUGGGCCACUUGGCCGCGUCGCGCGUCAGCGGCACACUCGUGGCGAGUUUCGUCGACUUUGAAGCCAAGCGCGCGUUCGAGUGGCUGCAGGAAGCGCCGGGCGGGGCGCACGCGGCGCGGAACGAAGCGCUCGUGAGUCAACGGCGUUUGGCCGCGUGCUUCAUCCUGCGCGAACUCGCACAGGCGGCGCCGACGCUGUUCCACGUGAACCUGACGCUGUUUUUCCAGAGCAUUUGGGGCGCCGUGCGCGACGCGCGCGUCGAGAUCCGCGAAGCUGCAACCAGUGCGUUGGCCGCGUGUUUGCAGCUGAUCACGAGGCGCCAGACGCGCCACCGCGUGCAGUGGUACUGCAAAGUGUACGACCAAGUGGUCAAGGGCCUGGCCGUGCGGCCGCGGUCGAAAGCCAGUGCGGGCGCGUUGCUGGCGAGCCCCACGACCGACCAGACGGUGCUGGCGACGUGGGAGUGCGCGCACGGCUCGCUGCUGGUGAUUGGCGAGCUGAUUGCCAACACGGGGCGGUUCAUGGUCCCGAGGUUCCGUGAAGUGUGCGACACGGUGCUCAAGUACAAGGACGCGAAAGAGCGGCUGGUGAACCGCGCAGUCUCGAGGCUCUUGCCGCAGCUGGCCGAGUUUUGUCCCGGCGCGUUUGUCCAGUACUACCUCGACGUCUGCGUCGCGCACUUGACCAAGAAGAUCCUCGAGUACUCGGCGCCAGCGUCCGAGCGCGGCGUGUCGUUCCUGGCGAUGGGGCGACUGGCGUUGGCGGUCGGCGACGCGCUGCUGCCGCACCUGCCGCCAAUUCUGAAACUCGUGCGGGAGUCGCUGGCACCGCACACUGGCAGCAAACGCAAGCGCACGCGGAACAAGUGGUUUUGUGUGCAGACGCUCACGUGCGUGGCGAACAUGUCGCGCGCGCUGGGAUCGCGGUUUGAGCCGUUUUUGUUUCAGUAUGGAGUGCUGGAGACCAUGAUGCUCGGGGGCCUUAGCGACGACCUGAUUGACUCGUUGGCUGAAGUGGUCGCUAGUGUCCCGAGCGCGCUUCCCUAUGUACAAGAGCGCUUGCUGAAUGAGAUUUCGAUCAUCUUGCGUGGCACGCCGUUUUCGCUUGGGAGCAGUGGUGCGACUUAUCCGACGUGUAGUAGUGGUGCAACAGGCAGUUUCUCGAACGGAGACGGGAGUGAAUUGGCGCUGGACGCCUCAUAUUACGACACUCCCAGCGAAGCUCCGCCUGUAAAGCAGACGGCGGUACAAGCGCUGCUGUCUUCGGUGAAGCGAGGCUUUUCGAGCGUCGAAGACGAUCCAACGAGUACGAAUAGCUCGCUGAUGAUCAAGGGCGAGACGGGUGACGAGAUUGAUACGAUUUUGUUGUCCUUGCGCACGCUGAGCUGUUUCGAUUUCAGUGGCAGCUUCUGCCUCCUGCCGUUCGUGCGUGAUUGUGUAGCUCUGUACCUGAAAAACCCCGAUGCACGGAUUCGAAAACAAGCGGUCAUCACAUGCAGCAAGCUACUGCUUCCGUCGCCUGAAUCCCCAGACACCGCGUUAAUGUCUUCGUGGAGGCACGUGAAAAAGCGUGGACUUAGUGGACGCGUGAUUGAUCAUGUGCUGACGCAGUUGCUGCAAGUCGGUAUUUCCGACAUGGAUGCGGCUGUACGAAAGAGUGUUGUCGAAUCGUUGGAUGCGCGUUUUGAUGAGCUGCUAAGUCAAGAGUCACAUUUGAAACUGGUGUUUCUACUGCUGAAUGACGAGAACGCCAAGAUUCGCGAAUGUGCGAUGCAAUUGCUGGAACGCUUAGCACCACGAAAUCCUGCUUUCACGAUGCCGUCACUACGCCGCUUGGUAAUUCAGUUGGUCACGGAACUACAGCACACUUCGGAUCUUCGAAUGCGCGAAGACAGUACCCGACUUUUAGGACACCUCAUUCGUAGUGCUCAGCAUCUGGUAGACCCGUACGUCGUACGAAUCCUGGAAGUGCUUCUGCCCAUACUCGUCCGCGGCAACGCUUCGUUGACGGUGGCAGUGCUGAUCACUCUGGGUGAGUUGGCGCUAGUUUCACGCACUCAGAUAGCUGCGUACGAACGCUAUCUCUUUCCGCUUAUCAUUCACACACUCCAAGAUCACUCGUCGAUGGAGAAGCGGCAAGUGGCGUUGCAGACGUUGGGCCAGCUGGCGGGCAGUACAGGGUGUGUAGUUCGCCCGUAUUUGGCGUCACCGAAGUUGUUAGAGAUCUUUUUGAGUCUCUUGCAUCACAAUGUGGGCAGUCCGUGGUCACUGAGACGCGAGGCGAUGAGAACUAUCGGUAUCCUUGGUGCUCUGGAUCCGUACAAAUACAAGCUGUGCAUUUCACGAGCAUCAUUACGGCAAGCCAACGAAGUUGCGUCAACAGCCGAUACGUCAACGGCUGCAGGCAAAGAUGAGAAAGAGGUUGACAAAGCUACACUUAGCGUCUCCAACUCGAUAAGUGAUACGCGGAUGUCGCAGUAUCCGACACUAAAUAUUGACCAAAAGGCGUUGGGUGUGACGAUCGACCUCGCAAGCUUUGACCGCAAGGCAACAAGCGACGCACUGAACGAGAAACAGCAAGCCGAGUUGCAAUUGUUCACUGCCGCACCAAUUGGCACUCGAAAAAUUGAUGCUGGCGCUGCCACUGGAACGCUGGGCAUUGAUUUGCAGUCUAGUUACCCCGCAAACGGCAUUGUUGCGGCAUCCGAUGGACCCCCAUCGUCGUCGCUGUCGUCAUCUUCUCGUAAGAAACGACAAGUGGUUUCUAUCGGUAUGAGCCGAAGUGACGACGCAUUCGAUUUCGAGAGCUCGCUGAUGGACAACGAAUUGGAGCUUGAUCCAACAGAGCUGUCCCCGGCGUCGGAGGCGUACUUUCCGACGGUGGCGAUCCACGCGCUUUUGCACAUUUUGCGCGAGCCGUCGCUCAAUGCACAUCAUCACGGUGUCAUCCAGGCUAUAAUGUUCAUUUUCAAGAGCCUCAGCACGCAGUGUGUGUCCUUCCUCAAGCACAUUUUGCCUCCUUUUCUGCGAGUUUUGGCACGAGGAGAGCCGCGUCUGCGCGAGUCGCUCUUCUUGCAGCUGACCACGCUUAUUUCCAUCGUAAACGCACACAUGAAGCCAUUUUUCCCACCGAUAAUGGCGCUCGCGCUGCGUUUUUGGGGGUCACAUUUGCCACAGAUUGUGCGUCUUGUGGAAGAGAUUUCGCAGGCCGCGCCGCACGAGUUCCACACGCAGUAUUUUCCGAAGGUGUUGCCCAAGCUGCUCGAAGUUUUGCAGCCACAUUUUGGGAUAGGCGGUGGCGCUACUGAUGGCAAUCUGUCCGGAGCAGCCGCGGGAGGUGGUGGUACAACCACUCUUGCUCCGAGUUUCGGUGGAGACUGUGCAGGUGCGGUCGGAGGAGGCGGUGGCGAUAACCAUGCACAGGGACGCAACAAUACAUCGGGCGGAAGUAGUGAUCAUACGUCUAGUACGUAUGAUAUCGUACAAAACGGUGGUGGGGAUGGCAGCGUUGUGGCGGCGAUCCAGGUACAAGUGGUUCAGUCGCUGAUUGUGUUUGGAGAUGCCGUGAAUGAUUAUGUCUACCUGCUCGUCCCUGCGCUUGUGCAUCUGAUGGAAAGUUUGGACACUCCUCUCGAAGUCAAGAUCACCACCAUCUAUGCGCUAGCGCGAAUAAGUGUGGUUGCCAGUUUCGAGCAAUAUGCCGGUCCACGGUUGCUUCAGCCCCUCGCACGGGUAGCUUCGCAAAUCUCAGCCAAGGGUCCAUUCUUCUUCAGUCGCUCAAGCAGCAGUGUCAGCAGCAGCGGCGGGAGUGGUGGAAUCACUGUGUUGACAUCGUCUGGCGCACCAAGUGGUGCGGGGGCAGCUCAUAUUGCUACCACAAAGACAGAAGCAACGCGCUUUUCGGAAGUCAUGCUGUACGCAUUAGGUGCUCUGGUGUUCCAGCUGCAAGGAGAGAUAUUGAGCUAUGAGCCGUUGCUGCAGCAGAUCAUCGCGUCGUUGCCGUUCUCCCACCACGGCAAUCUUACUGCAGCGACCAAUAUUCCAGAAAGCAACAGCUCUACUUCGCCUCCUCAAGCUAUGGUGCAACGGAUUUCUCAGGCGCUCGAGCAUGUGCGCCACGGCUUGCGUGUUCCGCUUUCGUUUCUCGACGAUCGUGUGUUCAUGACACCAACCCUGCGCAAGUUCUCGACCGAGUUGCAAGCUCAGUCGGCAGCUUCAAUGACCCCAGCGGCGUCUUUGCCAACGAAUGUGCGAUUGCAUGUGAACCAGCAGAAUUUGCAGCGAGCUUGGGAGGCGUCCCAGCGGAGCACGAAGGAGGACUGGCUGGAAUGGAUGCGCCGUUUCUCUAUUGAGUUGCUCCGCGAGUCGCCUAGUGCUGCUUUGCGCUCAUGCUGUGCCUUAGCUCAGGCGUAUAACCCGUUGGCGCGUGCACUGUUCAAUCCGGCGUUUGUUUCGUGUUGGAAUGAGCUAUACGAACAGUACCAAGAUUAUCUUGUCCGUGCACUCGAGACUGCAUUCCAGAGCGAUACGAUUCCUGCCGAGAUAUUGCAGACACUGCUUAAUCUCGCGGAGUUUAUGGAGCAUGACGUGGAGGCAUUGCCGAUCGACAUCCGCGAGUUGGGUGAGCUGGCACAAAAGUGCCACGUGUAUGCCAAGGCGUUGCACUACAAAGAGCUCGAGUUUCACACAUCGCCUAGCACGUGUAUCGAGGCGCUUAUAUCGAUCAACAAUCAGUUGGGCCAACCAGAGGCUGCUGUCGGAAUCCUAAAGUAUGCACAGGCACAUCACAGUCGUGUUAUCCAGGUGAAGGAGACAUGGUUCGAAAAGCUGCAAGAUUGGCGCGCAGCCCUUGCCCUGUACAAUCGACGCCUGCAGUGUGCACAGGAGCAUGGCGAAAAUGAGCAAGGACUGGACAUUGAAGUUUGCAUUGGAAAAAUGCGGUGUUUGGAGGCAUUGGGGGAGUGGGAAGAGCUGAGCGCACUAGCUGCUCGGGUGUGGAGUUUUUUGCGCUCGCCCGAACGAACCUCCGCUAAAACGAGCGCCGCUUCUUCUCGCGGUCGUCUGCUGUCUGCCGGCUUGGCACCUUCGAGUGCGUCCGGCGGUGGUUCUGGCGCAAGUGAUUUCGCGCCCAUGCGCAGGGCCAGUAGUAGCAGCCACGGUUCGUCCUCGUGUUUGGCAGCAGCUGGGGGUCCCCCGUCAGCGUCUUCUCAUCAAUCAGGCGAUGAUUACUGCGAUGAGGCUACUGCGCUGAAACGGGUGGCGAUGCUCGGCGCUCGAGCGAGUUGGUGCUUGUCACAAUGGGAUAGCAUGACACAAUAUGUGACGGAGUGCGCAGCACAGAAUGACUCGACUAGUGCAUUCAUUUUUAAAACGGCCAGUGGCACUGUGCACGGCAAUGGCUAUGGACACACUCAUGGGUAUGGAAUUUUCGGUGCUGAUGAGGAUGUAACUGAACUCUCGCUGUAUCAAUCGAUUCUGGCGGUGCACCAGGGCAAUUUCGUAAGAGCAGAAGCACUGAUUGACGCGACGCGGAAAACCCUCGACACCAAACUUGGCGCACUCGUCGGCAAAUCGUACAGUCGUGCAUAUCGCAGUAUGGUGACUUUGCAGCAGCUCAGUGAGCUGGAGGAAGUGGUCACGUACAAGAAGCUGCGGGCCCACGUGUCAAAAAGCGAAGAAGCUGCACGCUACAAAUUACACUUGAUGCGUAUGUGGCGCGAUCGUCUAUCAGGCUGCAAGCGCAUCGUGGAAGUGUGGCAACAAAUGAUCGCAGUCCGUGCGUUGAUCUUGGCACCGCAUGAAGAUAUCGAUACGUAUCUCCAAUUUGCUAGUCUUUGCCGUCAGUCUGGAAAUCUUUCGUUGUCUCUGAAGGUGUUCACGAACGCGCUGCAUGUUUAUGGCGGUGCUGGGUCUAGUAACACUGGAAUAUCGGAGAUGUUGAGAAUGACACCGUCAAGCUCGGGACCUGUUUCUACUUUCGGCUUUGGUGAGAAAGACCGCAAUCGAGUUGCAUUCGCGUACCUCAAGCAUCUAUGGGCUGCAGGACAGAAGCAAGAAGCGCUUUCGGACUUGCACCAUUUAGUCGCCCGUAUUUCAGCCACGGCCCGGCAGCGUUUCCAGGCUACAGGUGGAAUGGGUAGUGUGCCUUCUGCUGCACCGGCUACGGUACCCUCGAGAAGUGAAGGCGAGGAGCUCCUGGUUAAGUGCCACUUGAAAAUGGCCGAGUGGCAGCUUGCCAUCCACGACCAGCAAAUCGAGCAUGUACCCGUGGAAAUUGUGUUGUCUUCAUUGCGUCUGUGCACGGAGCUAGACACGCGUAACUACAAAGCGUGGCAUGCGUGGGCAUUGAUGAACUUCCAAGUGGUAGAGCACUCGACGCACAGCCAGCACAUUUCAGCUAAUGCGACGGCGUCUGCGGUCACGGCGUCUGCGUCUGUAGCUCCAUACAUUGCUCCAGCAAUUGAGGGCUUUUUCCGGUCGGUUGCGCUCGGUCGCAGUCGUUGGGCUGCUAACGUGCAACAAGACAUUCUGCGCGUGCUAACGCUCUGGUUUGCGCAUGGCCAUCGCGCUGAUGUACACGGUGCCUUGGAGAAGGGCUUCCGGUCCGUGAGUAUCGAAACGUGGCUAAUUGUGAUCCCGCAGCUGAUCGCGCGCAUUCACACUCCCUCCCCGCGUAUCCAGAACCAGCUGCAUCGUUUGCUGGUGGCGGUGGGCAAGCAGCAUCCGCACGCACUCAUCUACCCCUUGUCUGUGGCACUGAAGUCGUCAGUGACCGAGCGCCAGCAAGCUGCCGAAGCCAUCAUGAGCACGAUGCGUACGAACUACGUAGAGCUCGUCGACGAGGCAUUGCUAGUGAGUCGGGAACUCAUUCGCGUUGCUAUUCUGUGGCACGAAAUGUGGCAUGAGGGUCUAGAGGAGGCGUCGCGGUUGUACUUUGGGGAGCACAAUGUGGAUGGCAUGGCCGAGGUGCUGCGGCCGCUACACGCCAUGAUGGAACGUGGUCCGGAGACGCUCCGCGAGGCAAGUUUUCACGGAGCAUUUGGCCGAGAUUUGCGCGAAGCCAACGAAUGGCUACAGCGGUUCUUGAGCAACCGACGCAACGAAUCGGACUUGAACCGCGCGUGGGAUCUUUAUUACCACGUGUUUCGUCGCAUCAACAAGCAGCUUCCGCAGGUCACGACUUUGGAACUACAGGUAGUUUCGCCGAAUCUGCUGUCUGCAAGGAAUCUACAGCUGGCUGUGCCAGGCACAUACCGUGCUGGCCACUCGAUUGUGAAGAUUGGUAGUUUUUUGCCAACCGUGGCGGUGAUCACGAGUAAGCAGCGACCUCGACGAAUCACGAUCGUCGGCUCGAAUGGACUGGAGUACAUGUUCUUGCUAAAGGGCCACGAGGACCUGCGUCAAGACGAACGCGUGACACAACUUUUCGGUUUGGUGAACGCGUUGCUGGUGAAUGACCGAAACACGUCAAAGAAAGAUCUGAAGAUCCAUCGUUAUCCCGUUAUCCCGCUGUCUGACAAUGCUGGUAUCGUGGGCUGGGUACCGCAUUGCGACACACUUCACCAAUUGAUCCGUGACUACCGUGAAGCCCGCAAGAUCCUGCUGAACAUCGAGCAUCGAUUGAUGCUGCAAAUGGCACCAGACUACGAUGCCCUGACGCUGCUCGAAAAGGUGGAGGUGUUUCAAUAUGCGCUGGAGAACACGGCCGGUCAGGACCUGUACAAAGUGCUGUGGCUGAAGUCGGAAAACUCAGAAGUGUGGCUAGACCGGCGCACGAACUACACACGUUCGCUUGCCGUCAUGUCGAUGGUGGGCUACAUUCUUGGCCUCGGCGAUCGCCACCCAAGCAAUCUAAUGCUGCACCGCUUUACAGGAACGAUAGUCCACAUUGACUUCGGUGAUUGCUUCGAGGUCGCGAUGGACCGUGAGAAGUAUCCUGAGAAGAUUCCGUUUCGUCUGACGCGAAUGCUGACGAAUGCAAUGGAGGUGAGUGGAAUCGAAGGCAACUUCCGCUUCUCGUGCGAAAGCGUGAUGGCAGUGCUGCGCGAGAACCGUCAUAGUCUGAUGGCUAUGCUGGAGGCUUUCGUGCACGACCCACUUAUCAACUGGCGUCUGCUUUCGGCGUCAAAUAUGCUGUCGUCGAGUCAUGUCAGCAGCUCGGUCGCGUCUAGCUUUGUGUCGUCGUCGAUCAUGUCGAGCAUGAGCAGCGAAAGUGAUGGCGGCAUGUACGAGCCAUCAGAAGCCUCCUCCCACGGUCCAUCCGACGUUUCUUCGCACGAGUCAAGCGAAAUGUCGUCGCACGAUCGCGGUGAGGAAAAGGCCCGUCACCGACGCAGCGAGAGCAUUUCGAUCCCGGACCCCACACCUGCAUCGACGGCCGCGCUGCUAGACGAUGAUGAUAAGCCUCGACCAACGUCCAGUCGGGUGCAAUGUACUCAGAAGGUGUCUACGCUCGAUGUCAAGGAAACGCUGGACACAAACGAAACGUGUAUAGCAGUGAAGGACGAGACGACUGCUGAAAAGGGAGGCGAGGCAGACGAGAGUGAUGGCGAAUCAAGCGAUGACAGCAGUGUGUUGGUCCCUCAGCGGCAGCUUCCUCCGCACAGCAGGCCCCCAAGGCCCCACCCAGGCGGCGCCAGUCCGACCGAUGUGCGUCAGUCUCCUCCACGACCGGACGCGAAAGCAGUGGAGACGCUUCCGCCCCCGCUACCGUCGUCAUUGUCGUCGCGACCAAUGAGUCUUAGCAAGUCCAUUCCGCUUCCGGUGCGCAAGCUUCCGCCUCGUGCGCCAGCGGUGACUCGAGUGCGCGAGGACGCUAUCGAUGAGAACGAAGAGUUCAGUGUCGUCGAAAAGAUCGACUACUCGACAACGAAUCUAAACGUAGAGAUUUCGUCGCUAGCGGCCAGCGUCUCCAGCGUCGGCCACUCCAGUCUGAGCCGAAGCUUCUCCGUCACGCACGCUCAAAUCCAAGCGCAGUCCCGUGCAACUGAGCAGCAGGCACGACAGCAGCAGCAGCAGCGGCAACAACAAGGGAGUUGCCAACCAGCUCGACCCGAGCCUGAACGCCAGUCGGUUGCGCCCGGCACCCCAGCAGGUCCGCCUCCGCGGACCAUUCCAGCCGCGUCAACUUCGUUCGUGUCCGUGACAGCAGCUGCACAAAUUCCACCGGCGUCGGAUGCAGUGCCACCGUCGAUGAUGAACGACUUGCACGCCAGCCGCAGCAUCCGCGAACGCGAGCUGCUAAACGCUGUUGGCCCCGAGGGCAUUGCGGCGCCUCGCGUGGCAUUGAACGAGAAGGCGGUGGCUGUCAUUCGCCGCGUGCAGGCAAAGCUUUCGGGUCGCGACUUUGAGGGCGACGGCGGCGAGCCGCUGGACGUCAGUGCGCAGGUGCAGCGGCUCAUCUCCCAGGCUACGUCGCACGAGAACCUCUGUCAGUGCUACAUCGGCUGGUGUCCAUUUUGGUGA
This is a messenger RNA of Hyaloperonospora brassicae, 9831 nucleotides long. Lineage: Eukaryota; Oomycota; Peronosporomycetes; Peronosporales; Peronosporaceae. The record is from the annotation of a GenBank genome assembly.